Lindgomyces ingoldianus is the source of this 610-nucleotide messenger RNA. RefSeq lists its product as uncharacterized. The record is from RefSeq and is a predicted model, not a curated record. Gene Ontology annotation, molecular function: oxidoreductase activity. The coding region runs from base 54 to 566 and encodes 170 amino acids. Lineage: Eukaryota; Fungi; Ascomycota; Dothideomycetes; Pleosporales; Lindgomycetaceae. The transcript has 2 exons.
CACCCCUAGCUAAUAUCUUCCGUCGAACAUUCGUUCGCAUCGCUCUCUUCACCAUGGCGCCCCAGAAAGAAGUAGUGCUCAAACUAUCGUCCAUGCGAUACAAGAAGUCUGAAGUUUCGGAAGCGCAAUUCCAUGAUCACGGUAGCAAAUUUCAUGCCCCCAAGGCUGCCAUUGUCCAGGCGCGCCAUGGAGCUCUUAGAGUGGCCCAGUACUACACGCCCAAAGCACUUCGCGGACUGGUUGAAGAGAAGCUUCCGUGGGCAGUGAGGCCAGGCUGGAAGAUUGACGAGCACGAUGCCGUUAUCCAGGUCUAUGUCCGCACCCCGGAGCAGAUGAUGGCAAUCGUCACCGAUCCGGAUUUCCAAUCACUUAUUGCUGACGAUGAUGACAUUGUUGACCCGUCCAAAGCGACGGUCACGGCGGGAUGGGAGGAGGUUUAUGUCGAGGACGGGAAAAUAGUGAACAUUGAGAAUGGGAAGAGCAUCUACCCUAGCUUCGCAGAGUGUGAGAAGCUCGGUGCAGUGGGCAGGGCGACAUCCAUUUCGGCGGAUAUGCAAAGGUUCUAACUGUGCGUUGAGGCGUGAGAGCAAGUAAAUAGCCGAGAGUAGAG